Messenger RNA from Marmota flaviventris (yellow-bellied marmot), 1006 nucleotides. RefSeq names its product CDGSH iron sulfur domain 3 (gene Cisd3). Gene Ontology annotation, molecular function: 2 iron, 2 sulfur cluster binding. Lineage: Eukaryota; Metazoa; Chordata; Mammalia; Rodentia; Sciuridae. Gene Ontology annotation, cellular component: mitochondrion. The record is from RefSeq and is a predicted model, not a curated record.
ACAAAUGCAGAUAACAGCCCAUGUAACCUACAGGGCCCGGCAGCGGGACUGUGUUUAACAAGCUGGCUGGGUGAUGUGGUGUCCUCACACUAUGCUUUUGGAAACUGCCUUAGAGUCUUCGGCCCCGUCUGGGGCGAAGUCUGGCUCGUCUGGGGCGCUCUCUGCGCACCGCAUCCGCAGAUGCGCCCUACCCCAGGAGUGCGGGGGAGGUCGGGGCGCACCCCAGAGCAGCCGCCGGGGACUGCGGGCGGGCACCUGCCGAACUUCGGGCCGCGGGGCCCAACUCCACCCGCACGCAGCGGGGUGGUGUCUUCCGGGCUGCAGCGUUGCUGGGCAGGCCGGGGGCGGAGCGGAGAAGGAAGGUGACCCGGACGGGGCGGAGUCAGCGCGGCCUGAGCGGCAGCCUUACGCGACGUGGGAGGGAUGUUGCGGCCGGUGGCGCUCCGCACCUGGAGGCGGGACAUCUCCUCCUGGCUGGACCGAUGGUUCCCUAAAGCCCCAGCCAAGUCUGUGGUGGCCCUAAAGACACCUAUCAAGGUGAAUCUGGUGGCUGGAAAAACCUACAGGUGGUGUGUAUGUGGCCGCAGCAAGAAACAGCCUUUCUGUGAUGGCUCCCACUUCUUUCAACGAACUGGCUUAUCCCCACUCAAGUUCAAGGCCCAGGAGACCCGAACGGUGGCCCUCUGUACCUGCAAGGCCACCCAGAGGCCCCCAUACUGUGAUGGCACCCACAGGAGCGAGCAGGUGCAGAAGGCAGAAGUAGGCUCCCCACUCUGAGGGGGUGGCUACUUGAUUCCAGGACUCUGACAGGCACCCCCUUUGUGGGGAAAGAAACUGAGUGCCAAGCCCAAGAAGGAACCAUCCCGGGGCCCCAGUACCCACAGCUGGCUUGUUUAGAAAUCGUUCCCCACAACCCAAGGUCUCCAGUCACAGCAAUUGGGAGGGGGUCCCUGGUUCAGGGUCUGCUGGUGGAGAAGGUGGCAUUAAACAAGCAUGACUCCCUGGA